Messenger RNA from Fraxinus pennsylvanica, 618 nucleotides. The record is from the annotation of a GenBank genome assembly. NCBI's taxonomy places the organism in Eukaryota, Viridiplantae, Streptophyta, Magnoliopsida, Lamiales, Oleaceae.
AUGGGUACCUCGAGACUGUAUUGGGAAAGACGGCGAUGCGGAUUAGAGGAGAGGAAUCCAUUGGGGAAGAAGAAGGCGAAAAUGCAUCCGGAUAAAACUCCAAUCCCAAUUGCCAUCGCAAUCCGCGAUCCUUCUGAUCCAAUCUGUUCCACGUCCAAAAUGGGUCUUUCAACAUAUUCCAGUGCAGCUGAUGCGGGUGUACUCUGUGUAAUUCUGGCAAACACAGCUAUAUCCAUUUCAAUUAUGAAGGAGAUUGUUCGGUCUCUGCUUCUUGUCAUUGGCAUCCGCAUUGCAUCAUGGGAAGAAUUCUCCAUGGAGCAUUUAGACUCAGUUCAAUGUCAUAAAAGUCCGUCAGAAUCGUACAUUGAUGAGUUCCGUAGCCGAACACCGGCGAUACGCUAUGAUUCAACGUUCGCAUUUGACUGUCCAAAACAAGAGUGCUCGGUCUGCUUGGCUGAAUUCAAGCCAAAUGCAGAGGUUAACCAACUGUCUUGCGGUCAUGUUUUCCACAAGUCUUGUCUUGAGAAGUGGUUGAACUAUUGGAACAUCACGUGCCCUCUUUGUAGAAAUAACAUGGUUCCUCAACAAGAAGUCGAAGAAGAUGCCUGUCCAAUGUGA